CCAACUGGACGCUGAUGGGCAGCCUGCUGGACAUGCUCUGGAAAGGGGGGCUCAAGCGGCAGCACGAGACGCUGGCAGACUACCAUAAAAAGUUCGGCAAGAUUUUCCGCAUGAAGCUGGGCGCCUUCGACUCGGUGCACGUCGGGGCUCCGUGCUUGCUGGAAGCCUUGUUCAGGAAGGAGAGUGCCUACCCGCAGAGGCUGGAGAUCAAGCCCUGGAAAGCCUACCGCGACUACCGGGGCGAGGGCUACGGCCUGAUGAUCUUAGAAGGGGAGGACUGGCAGAGAGUAAGAAGUGCCUUUCAGAAGAAGCUGAUGAAGCCCACGGAGGUGAUGAAAUUGGACUCCACAAUCAAUGAGGUCCUGCCAGAUUUCAUGCAGAGAAUAGAUGAUCUUUGCAAAAAAAAUGGUGAAAUGGAAGAUUUGUAUUCAGAAUUCAACAAGUGGUCAUUUGAAAGUAUCUGCCUGGUGUUGUAUGGGAAAAGGUUUGGGCUUCUGCAGCAGGAUGUUGGAGAAGAAGGCUUGAACUUCAUCAAGGCUGUGAAAACGAUGAUGGCUACUUUUGGGAUGAUGAUGGUGACCCCAGUUGAACUUCAUAAAAGUCUGAACACAAAAGUCUGGCAAGCUCAUACUAACGCAUGGGACAAUAUCUUUAAAACAGCGAAGCGUUCAAUCGAUAACAGACUGCAGAAACAUUCUGCCAACCCUACUGAAGAUUUCCUUUGUGACAUUUACUUCAGGGGCCAGCUUUCCAAGAAAGAGCUUUAUGCAACUAUUGCAGAACUUCAGAUUGCAGGAGUUGAAACGACUGCCAAUAGUCUACUGUGGGCCCUGUACAACUUUUCACGUAAUCCACAUGUCCAACAGAAGCUUCUCAAUGAAAUACAGAACGUAGUAUCUGAGAAUGAGAGUCCAAAUUCUGAGCACGUGAAGAAAAUGCCUUAUUUAAAAGCGUGUCUGAAAGAAUCUAUGAGGAUAACACCAUCUGUGCCCUUUACCAGUCGCACGCUUGACAAAGAAACUAGUGUUGGGAACUAUAUGCUACCCAAAGGGACAAUAUUGAUGAUAAAUAGCCAUGCUGUGGGAUCCAGUGAAGAGUAUUUUAGAGACUGGAAUCAGUUUAAACCAGAGCGCUGGCUCCAAAAUACCAGAAUAAAUCCUUUUUCUCAUGUUCCAUUUGGCAUUGGGAAAAGGAUGUGCAUUGGACGUCGCUUAGCAGAGCUGCAGCUUCACUUAGCCAUUUGCUGGCUCGUUCGCAAAUAUCGAAUUGUAGCAACCGACAAUGAGCCAGUAGAGACCCUGCAUUCAGGAAUACUGAUCCCCAAUCGAGAACUUCCCAUUGCAUUUCAAAGAAGAUGAGAUAAUCUACAGAAGAUGAAGGACUCCGCUACUGCUGCCUUCUCUGAGAACAGCAUACCACUAUUGGGAAUGACAAAACCUAUAUGCAAUGGCAAAACCAAUGGAGAAGUUGCAAGGGACAUGUCUCAAGUAAUGCACUGGUGACAGGGACAGCAAUGCAGAGUCAGUAAAAGCUCAGGUAGUUUGUGCUGACUCCACUAUCAAAGCUGGUAAAGCUAUCAAAUCUGGCAAGCUUGUCCAGCCUGCAAAUCUGAGCAAUAUUUUAACAUUAAUUGCCCAUAUAUUAACUGAGGGGCUACAUGGUUCAAGAGUUUGGUUCUGAACAGCAGAGCUCUGUACUUGGCCCUGGCUAGUAGAGUGAAAGUUGUUAAGGAUUGAGUUGGUCUCAAUCCCUGUGCAUUUUGCAGUGGAAACUACAAAAUAAUCGGGCAUGAAUUGGUCUUGUUUAGGGAUGAGAUGCACUGACAGGGCAGUGUGAGGGGAAAACGGCUGCUUGUUCUCUCCCAGUUUUAUACCUGUGCCAUGAAUUAAAGUGAAGAUUCCUGGCUGCCAUGUUGUCAAUCUGGGAUCAGUUUAAGAAAAGGAUUUCACAUUUUGGAAUUUUUUGCCCCUUUAAUUAUUCCAAGUUGCAGAUGAUAUGACUUAAAAACAAUUAAAAAAAAAAAAAAGCAAAAUGAUACCAAAGCCAUUUAGGUAAAAUUGUCCAUUGUUAUAACCGAGCUUCACUAUGAUGCCUACAUAAUACUUGAAAAUGUAUUUUCAAGCUGAUGGCCUGUGACUGCUACUACAUAUACUUAUGUAACUAUCUCACUACUGUCUUGUGCUUUAUCCUGCCCUGCAGCCUGUCUUGUCACAUCCUUAAAUUAUAAGUUGGUUUAAGUGACCAUUUUGUUGAAUAUGUGUAUAGCACUGAGCACUAUGGCACCCUGAUCUGUGACUGAGGUCUCUGGAUACUGUAACUAAUAUCUUAAAUGCCAAGUAUUUUGUAAAUAAUAUAAAAAGAAAUAUAUACCAAAGAACCACAUGCAAGAAGAGAUGUAAAUAUUCCAAGAAGAUUUUAUUGUGGAGAUCAUGCUUUAUAAACAAGUGUAUUUAAACUAAAAUUAGUGAAAGGUGGUAAUCAUACUUAUGUGAUAUAGCAGAAACAACAAUAGCUCGCUAUUUUCCAUGAAUGUACUUAAAGUGCAGGUCCUUUUUAAUACAGAGUUUGGAUAUUAUGUAAACUGUUAUAUUUUUAUAAAGGAAACUUUUUAUUUUUUAUUUUUUUAGUUUGUAUAGUUUGGAAUGGUAUAAAAUCUUAAUGUCUGUUUGGUUCCCGUUAAUGAUUGUUACAUUUAUGUUGUUAAAUAUACAUAGUAUAUAUAACAAUUUGUGUACUGCCUUUCUGGGAAAUGCUGUAAUAAAUACAGAAU
This is a messenger RNA of Alligator sinensis (Chinese alligator), 2770 nucleotides long. RefSeq names its product 1,25-dihydroxyvitamin D(3) 24-hydroxylase, mitochondrial. Lineage: Eukaryota; Metazoa; Chordata; Crocodylia; Alligatoridae. The transcript is spliced from 12 exons. Gene Ontology annotation, molecular function: heme binding; iron ion binding; monooxygenase activity. Gene Ontology annotation, biological process: cortisol metabolic process; cholesterol metabolic process; glucocorticoid biosynthetic process. Gene Ontology annotation, cellular component: mitochondrial inner membrane. The coding region runs from base 15 to 1358 and encodes 447 amino acids. The record is from RefSeq and is a predicted model, not a curated record.